Messenger RNA from Chara braunii, 6829 nucleotides. Lineage: Eukaryota; Viridiplantae; Streptophyta; Charophyceae; Charales; Characeae. The record is from the annotation of a GenBank genome assembly.
CCGAGGGGUCAGUCUGGACAAAGGUUGCGACGAAGCUUUGCUGGAUGUAAUUGGAAAUGCGAAGAUCUUCACGGGGCUGAUAUCGAUAUUCUGUGCGUGGGACCAUGCCACGUGUCGAGGGAAGACGACUUCUUGCGUCUAUGCCCCAAGUGACGGAGCUUCAUCCUGUCCCUGAUGCGCACGUUCCCGUUAUGAAGUUCAAAUUCAAUGAUAUCUCAAUUGACCUCCUUUAUGCUCGUCUCGAUCUCCUCUCUAUCCCUGACGAUUUAGAUCUUGGAGUGGACGAUAUGCUGGAGAGCGUUGAUGAGAAGAGCAUAUCUGGUCUGGAUGGCUGUCGAGUGGCCGAUGCCAUUCUCAAACUGGUGCCCAACGUCGAUCACUUCCGCACGGCCUUACACUCGGUGAAGUUAUGGGCCAGCAAGCGCGGUGUGUACUCCAAAAAGUUCGGCUUCUUGGGUGGCGUUAGUUGGGCUCUGCUCGUCGCUCGGGUAUGUCAACUGUACCCUGCUGCCACUCCGACCAUGUUGUUGGGGCUUUUUUUCCGCGUCUACGAUUUUUGGAGAUGGCCUGAUCCUGUCAAGCUGUGUCCUAUCGAGGAAGGGUCCCUCGGGUUAGCAGUAUGGGACCCGCUGCGCAACCCUCGCGAUAAGUAUCAUCUGAUGCCCAUCAUAACCCCGGCCUACCCGUGCUCCAACUCCAGUUAUAACGUUUUGGAGAGCACUUUUGGCGUGAUGAGAGCGGAGUUUAGGAGGGGAAGGGAGGUUUGGGAAGAGAUUGCUCGUGGCGAGUGCGGGUGGGAGGAGCUAUUCGAAGCGUACCCUUUCUUUGAGCAGUACAACUAUUUCCUUCAGAUCGACGUCAAAGCGUGCUCGGUGGAGGAUCGACGGUCGUGGGCCGGAUGGAUAGAGCUAAUGGUGAAGGUGGAGAGAUGUACCAACGGGCGCGUGAAGGUUCAUCCCAAUCCUUGGGAUUUCAUAGAUCCAAGGCCAGAGGAGAUCCAAUCCACGUUCUUCAUGGGCUUGCGGCGGAAACCUGAUUUGCAAGGGUUUGAGGGCCUGCGAAUGGCGAUAGAAGAUUUUAAGGAGAUCCUUCGUACCUUCUCGUCUUGGAGGACGGGCAUGGGGAUCACCAUCUCCCUUGUGAAAAGGAAGGGGAUCCCCGCUUACGAGCAAGGAGGAGAACACCAAACGGGAGCUGCAAGAAUCGGUGAGGACAGUGACGAGAUGGCGGCAGAGGUGGAGGUAAUGUCGACAGCAGCAGCAGCAGCAGCAGCAGCAGCAGCAGCGGCAGUGGCUAUGGCAGAAGAGCCAGGGAUGACAGCAGCAGCAGCAGCAGCAGCAGCAGCAGCAGCAAUGACAUUCAAUGAAUCCUUCACAAGUGCGGAGGAGACAUUCCAGAUAGUGUUCGCGCUGCAAAAGUGUCUAGACGGCAGUGGCUCGUGCUUACCUGCAACUGGAGUAGAGGAGGAUUAUCACUUCCAGAAAUUCCAGUACCAUAUUAGAGGACUCUGCAGCAUCACCAAGCUCAGGAAGGAGAAAGAGGAAGCUGAGGAGAGAGGGAAGCAAGAGGAAGGGAGGAGAAAACUUUUGGUGGAGGUAAAGAAAGUUGUUGACAGUGGUUCUGCCAGUGGAUGCAACAAGAGUAUUGCUGAGAUGGUCAUCCUGAAUGACACCCUCAGCAGAUCUUACUUCUCUAACUGGGACCACCGGAUCUCUGCUGUGGAGAGCCAGGUCUCUUCCAUCGAACACAAGGUGGAUCAGAUGGCAAAGGACCUGACCUCUCUGGCAACAGGGAUGAACAGCGUUCUGCAGCACCUCAAGCUGCCUAUCCUAUCCCCCCAGCCUGUACAGCCAGCUGGCCAGCUGAUCACCCGGCCAGCAGGUUCACCACCUCAUAGUCGUCUAGCCUCACCUGCUGGUUCCCAUGCAUCCACCCCCUCUGUUGCUUCUGGUACAUCUGUGCAGCGAGGGCCCAAGCUGACACCACCUCCUAUGUACUCUGGGGAAGACCCCAAGGUGGAUGUGUCAGACUGGGUCACCACUAUGCAAGCAUACCUGGGCAGCUUCACAUGCCCAGAAGCUACAAAAGUGGGGACCAUUCUUGGCCGGUUGGAGAGGUCUGCACUGAAAUGGUGCACCUCCUCUGCAACCAAAGAGAAUGUGGCGAUGGAUAGAUGGGCACAACAACUGGGGGUGGCAGGGUUGCUGAAGGCGCUGCAAGACCGGUUUGCUGACAGGGAGCAGGCCCGCAAAGCAGCUGAUAAAAUUAUGCUGCUGGGGUCUCACAGAUUUAAGGGCUCUCUGUCCAAGCUCUACAACCUAUUUGAGAGCUUGACAUCGACACCGGGUCUGCAACUCACCCACUUCCUGCGUGCAGCACCUCCCGACUACUCGAUUGCUUUGUAUGCUCAGGGCCACAAGGACUGGAGGUCCUUUGGCAAAGCGACACUGGACCUAGAGUCUCGGCUGAAGUGGCUUGAGGCCACUAACCCUAGGAUCGACUGGCAGAUCCCUAGGGUAGAGCUCCCUGACUGUCGAGGGGACUAUCAACCUUGUGUCCUGGCUGAUGAGUACCAUCCAGUCAGCAGUUGUUAUUGUAUGAGGGCACACGAGUUCUUUCAGCUCUCUCGCCAGACUGCCCACACACGUCGGUUCGUAGCAUAUGUGAAACAUACUGGUGUGGAGGUUGCUCCUUGUCCCUCACCGAUUCAGCAGGUUUUGGACCGGUAUCCAGACCUGAUGCAGGAGCCUACUGGACUUGUCCAUAGGCAGACCCAGCACAGGAUUGAGCUCUUGCCAGGUGUGGUCCCUCCCAAGGGCCGUGUCUACAGGAUGUCACCUGCUGAACUUGAUGAGCUCAGGAAACAGCUUGAGACCCUGACCAGCAAGGGCUGGAUCAGACCCAGCACAUUUGAAUUUGGAGAUCCUGUUCUCUUUGUUCCAAAGGGAAAUGAAGAGUUCAGGAUGUGUGUGGACUACAGAGGUCUCAACAAAAUCACUAGGAAGUCUACAGAGCCCCUUCCUAGGAUUGAUGAUCUGCUGGAUAUGGUGCAGGGCUGCACAAUCUUCAACAAGAUCGACCUCAAAUCUGGUUACCACCAGAUUGAGAUGGCUGAAGGCGAUGUCCAUAAGACUGCCUUCAAGACCAAAUACGACACCUAUGAGUACCUGGUCAUGCCUUUCGGUCUUUGCAAUGCCCCUGGCACAUUCCAGACAGAGAUGCAUCGCAUACUUAGGCCUUACCUGGACAGGUUUGUGGUUGUGUACCUGGAUGACACCCUGGUAUUCAGUCGAUCUGUCGAGGAGCAUGCACAACAUCUGGCUCUUGUUCUCCAGGCACUACAUGAGGCCCAGUACAAGAUCAACAAAGAAAAGUCCUCCUUUGGAGUAACUUCUGUGACUUAUUUGGGACAUGUAAUCUCUGGGGAACGGUUGGCUCCUGAAGCGCCUAAGAUUGCAACGAUUCAGGAUUGGCCACAGCCUACCACAGUUCGUGAUGUCCGGUCAUUCUUGGGUCUUGCAUCAUACUACAGGAAGUUCGUCAAGAACUUCUCUGCUAUUGCUGCACCCCUGACUGAUCUUACAAAGAAAGACACCCACUUUCUUUGGACAUCAGACUGUCAGCAGGCUUUUACAUGCCUCAAGGAGGCCAUGAUGCGUGCACCUGUUUUGAAGUUACCUGACCCUACCUUGCCUUUCGUACUAACUACUGAUGCUAGUCAGUAUGGGGUUGGGGCGGUACUUCAGCAGGAUGGUGGGCAUGGUCUGCAGCCAGUGGAGUACAUGAGUAAGAAGAUCAAAGUCAAGAAGCUGCAGGAUUCCACGUACGAGAAAGAGCUCUAUGCUCUAGUGUCAGCGCUAAAGCAUUGGAAGCAUUUCCUCAUAGGCAGGCACUUCCAGAUCUAUUCUGAUCACUCCACCUUGCAGUGGAUGAAGACCCAAGGGGAACUGAAUGACAAGCUCGCGCGCUAUAUUCAGUUUAUUGAUCUUUUUGACUUUGAACUGAAACACAAGAAGGGCUGCUACAAUCGUGUAGCAGACGCCCUUUCUCGUAGGCCUGACGCUAUGAACAGCAGCGAUAACGUUAUACAGGCAGAGCUGAGUGCAACAGCUGCAGCAGCAGCAACAGCAGAAGUCACAGCUGGAGUUGCAGAGGAUGAAGAGGAUAUGGCGAAGCAAGGGAAAGCUGUGGAGCGUUCGAUUGUGUUCCGCCGGGCUUUCACGCGCCGUGGGACGAUUCCGAAAGUAUCACUGGCCUCGCUUCGGUGCUCAUCCCAGAUUGCACCAGUCCAGGUCCACGUCCCACGUGUGCUCAGCAGGUUGAGGGAGGAAGAUGCAGCAGGUCAAGGGGUUGCGGUGGCUGAUGACGGGCCACAGAAUCCCAACGUAAAGCCAGGCAGCAGCCAGCACCCAGUUUCCAAGAGGUCGGAAGCAGCCAGGGAUCCAAUUUCCAGUGGAGCCCGGGGAGGGGAGGAUGCGCAACGGAACGAGGGUACCAGGGACGAUCGUCGUCAUCAUGGUCGGAAACCGGACUCUCCGGAGCAAUUAUUGAUCAAUGGAAAGGAGAACAGGACAACUCAAGCGGCAGCCACCGCAGCAGCAGCAGCGGCAGCAUCUGUUCAUGUCGAGUCUUCCAAGUGUGAUCUUUCUGCGUCCACUGUUGCCAAUCCAGUAGUUGUGAAAGAGCAAGCUACUGAGGCCUCUACUGAGAACACUCAGCCUCCACCCUCUGCAGAAAGUGAGAAUUCCAGUGAGGCGUUCACAGGCAGUAUGCAGCCUGAUGCGCUAAGCUCUGUUGAGAUUCGGUCAUCUGGCGCGGCAGUAAAUGCGGUGCCGUUUUUGAAGGGGGAUCAGCACAGAUCAAGCAAUGCAGCUCUGAAACCUCCUCCCUCUCCUCUCCCUGCUCCUACUCCUCUCUCUGCUCCUACCCCACUUCCUCCUACUGCCGACGAUGAUCAUCGAGAUGAUGCUGUGGUACCAAGUGAUCCUGCUGCAGAAGCUGCAACCAGCACCCCCCUGGCAUCACUCCUCGCUUCCCGUAAGGCUCUCCUUACUUCUCCUUACACUAGGAUGAAGGGUGCUGCCUACCACGACUCAUUUGAAAACAAACCGGUGAAUGACAAGAAGAAAUCAGGGCUAGCAGAGGCAGAGCCCACGGCAGACCUUCAAGAGAUGCGAGUGGGAAUGGAUGGGUUUGUCACUGCUGCCGUGUUCUCUCGGAGCGGCACUGAGAGCGGAAAGAAGGCUAGAAAGGCGAACCAAGACACCUUUCUGAUGGAGUUUGGACCUCAAUCCCACCAGGCAAUGCUGGGGGUUUUUGAUGGGCAUGGGGUGAAUGGAAGGAUCGUGUCCGCUUUUGUGAGGGAUUCUCUGGCACAAUCGCGGCCGGACAAUGUGGGAGCUGCAGGCCAGCCGAUGGUAGAGAACUUGCGGAGGUCCUUCCUCUUCGUUGACCAGGUGCUCAAGCGAACGAUGCCAGGAGUGUGUGAGUUGAGCGGAUCGACGGCGCUGAUUUGUUGUUUACAGGGCAAGAAGUUGAUGACCGCGUGGGCUGGAGAUAGUCGGGCGGUGCUUGCCCGGGAGGCGAAGUCAAACGGCACGCUCGAGCCCGUACAGCUAAGUUGGGACCACAAGCCUGGAAACCCGAAGGAGAGAGAGAGGAUACUCGCUCACGGUGGUCGGGUUGACCGCAUAGUGAACGAUCGAACGGGCGCUCGGCUCGGUCCUUUGCGCGUUUACCAAAAGUACUCUUGGUCGCCUGGCUUGAGCACUUCUCGUGCUUUCGGAGACACGCUUGCUCACGAGGUUGGAGUGACAGUCGAACCGGACAUUAAUGUGGUGAUGCUCCAGUCGUGUGAUCGAUUCCUCAUCCUUGCAACAGAUGGGGUGUGGGAGUUCAUGUCGAAUGAAGAGGCUGUGGACUUGGUCAAGACUGCAAACGACGCGCAGCAUGCAGCCAAGCUCUUGGUGGAGAGAUCACAGAGGAAAUGGCAGGAGCGUGAGGGUGAUGUGUGCGAUGACACAACAGCUUUGGUGGUCAUGUUCAGGCAUGAAGUCAACCCUUUGAAACAGUGAGGGCAUGCUCUCGCCAGGACUUUUUCGACUGAGCUCUGGAUGUUGUGAGGGUCAGAUGCAUCCAGGACUUGCCAUAGCUGCAGUCAGAUACGUUCACGAGAGUGCACAUCUGGUGAGUAUGCCCUUAUUGGAAACGUGUGUGAAAAGACAACUGCGUGAGCGAGCAGAACCCUAGGGAACUCUCUGAAUGACCGACCACCUCAACAGGAUGGGGCGAGCGACCAAUCACACCUAACAAACUGGCUUUUUGCUGUCUAGCGUAAGGAUGCACCAAGGGGGCAAGCAAUCAAUAGAUGUCGGUGACCAAGCGAGAGCAGUGGAAUGGGGGACUUGGGCAAUUCUCACUACCACCUUCCACCAAAUAGGAUGUGAAUGUGGGGUCAUACUCUCUGUUUCUUUCCUGAAAUCUGGACCAGGCACACUUGUAAUUAAUGAUCCUGUGUUCAGUUCGGAGGGAGACAGAGUUCACGGGCUCAUCUCUCUUACGUUCAAGUUGGGAGGAGGAGGAGGUGAUUGACCGACCGGUUGACGGACAGAGUAACUGACUGGAGCUUGUUCGUUUACUCAGGGUAUGUCCACCCUGGGAAUUUCUUUAUGCAUCUGGCCGUCAUUACGACCAAAAUUCAGUAGGCGAGUAACUGAUGGCCGCUUGCUCGUUUCCUCGGGGUAUGUCCUCCCUGGGAUUUUCCUUUGUGCGUCUGGCCGUCAUUUGAACCAGAUUCAGUCGCGAGAGUCCCAGUGUGGCUAUGACCUGA